GAUUCGAUAUUGUAUGAUUUUGAUCCCGGUGAAAGUUUUACUGGAUCAGAUUUCAUCAGAGUUUCUGGAAAUUGAUUUGAUCGACGAGAAGCAAUUAUGGAAUUUGGGUUUUCUCGAGAGUGAAGGAUGAUCCAGAGAAGAAGACUGGAACUUUCAAAGGAUUGAUUUUUAAACAAUCAUGUGGCUUUCCUUCUUAAGACCCAGAGAUCGAUUCUCCUUAGCCGAACUCAGGUAUUUGACUGACCAGCUGAGAAAGAUUCAGAUAGUGAACGAUGCUAAUAAGGAUCUCGUUGUCGAGGCACUGAGAUCGAUUGCGGAGAUAUUAACUUAUGGUGAUCAGCAUGACCCCUUAUUCUUUGAAUUUUUUAUGGAGAAACAAGUAAUGGGAGAGUUUGUACGUAUUUUGAGGGUUAGCAAGACGGUAACAGUUUCCGUACAGUUGUUGCAAACCAUGAGUAUUAUGAUCCAAAACCUAAAAAGUGAACAAGCCAUCUAUUACUUGUUCAGUAACGAAUAUGUAAACUAUUUGAUAACAUAUACAUUUGACUUCCAACACGAAGAGCUUCUAUCUUACUACAUAUCCUUCUUAAGAGCGGUUAGUGGGAAGCUAAACAAGCAUACAAUAUCGUUGCUUUUGAAGACCGAGAACGAUGUAGUAGUUUCUUUCCCCCUUUAUGUCGAAGGCAUACAAUUUGCAUUUCAUGAAGAGAACAUGAUACGCACUGCAGUUCGUGCCCUGACUCUUAAUGUAUAUCACGUUGGUGAUGAAUCUGUGAAUGAUUAUGUAGUUAGUCCACCGCACACCGAGUACUUUUCAAAAUUAAUUUCAUUUUUCCAAAAGCAAUGCAUGGAUCUAAGUGCAAUGGUGUUGAACACUCUAAAGAGCCCAUCUCCGGAUUCAGGUGGAAAAUUGUUUUCUGCCGUUGAUGGGAUUGAGGACACCUUGUACUACUUUAGUGAUGUUAUCUCUGCUGGCAUACCUGAUAUCGGGAGGCUGAUAACAGAUCACAUUCUGCAGCAUCUAACUCUUCCACUUCUUCUCCCGUCUUUAUGCUCCGAGGCUGUAAAUGAUAUAUCAGUUGAUCCUGUCACUUCUCUCUACCUGCUUUCAUGCAUCCUGCGGAUAGUUAAAAUCAAAGAUUUGGCAAAUAUGACUGCUGCUACUCUUUUCUGCCCUGUAAAAGCAUUCAUUUCAAGUUCCCUGGUGAAACCUAAUAACAGCUUGGCUCCUGAACUCCUUACAUAUGGAAAUGGGCAUCCAGACAAGGGUGUUACUGAGGAGGCAGAUCAACAGUGUUCAAGCACUGCAGUCAUGAGUGAGGAUGGAAAGUCUCACGUUUGCAGUGAAGAUACUCCGAAAAGUAUCUUCAACAAUUCUCAUAUGACGUUUAGGGAGACUUUACUUCAGUAUAUUUCUGAGGGAGAUGAUGUACAAGCUCAGGGUUCCUUGUUUGUGCUAGCCACUUUGCUGCAGACAAAAGAACUUGAAGAGUCAAUGCUAGAUGCUUUUGGUAUUCUUCCUCAGCGUAAGCAGCACAAAAAACUUUUGCUGCAAUCUUUGGUUGGGGAGGACCCUGGUGAAGAACAAUUGUUUUCACCGCGAAAUGGUUCUAUGAGAGAUGGCUUAAGUAGUGAACUUGAUUGGUAUCUACGGAGGUUGGAGGAGCAGUUUGGAGUGUGCUGUUCAUUGCCUGGGGCUGCAAGGUGCCCCCGUGUACAUAGACAUCAGGUGGUGGAUACAUUGGUCACUCUUCUCUGCCGAGAAAACAUAUCUGCAGAAACAUUAUGGGAUGGAGGAUGGCUUUUACGCCAAUUACUUCCUUAUAGCGAGGCAGAAUUUAAUCGCAAACAUCUCAAGAUGCUGAAUGUUUCGUAUGAGAAAUGCAAAAGUGCCCUUACCCGGGAAAUUAAAGGUACCUGGCCUGAUCUACUUAUCACAGUACUGCUUGAUGAGUGGAGAAAGUGCAAAAGAGUAAUCGAAGCUCCAUCCCCUCAAAAAGAGCCUAAAUCUGUUCUUCUCCAGCUGGAUAGAUCCUCUUCUAAUGAUAACGCUGUUAGCGAAUCAUCAUUCACAGCAGGUGAAAGAAUGUGCGAGGUGGUUUUCGUACUUCUUCAUCAACUCCAAAUCUUCUCGCUCGGUAGGCCCUUACCCGAGCAGCCUCCUAUUCAUCCUCCAGCCGACCGAUCUGAAAGUUCUCGUGCCACAAUUGCUGGUUUGGAUGUUUCAGUCCCCAAACCUGGCACCGAACUGAAGCUAGUUGAUGCUGUACCCUGUAGGAUUGCCUUUGAAAGAGGCAAGGAACGUGAUUUCUCGUUUCUAGCAUUAUCAUCUGGUGAGUCUGGGUGGAUUGUCCUUGCUGAUCCAGAUAACGGAAUUGUCCGUGUAACCGCACCUUUAGCCGGCUGCAAACCCCGAAUUGACGAAAAGCACCCAAAAUGGCUACACUUGAGAAUCCGACCAUCUACAUUACCGUUGUUGGAUCCAACAAAGCGAGGAGUCUAUGAGAAGCUCAAGUCCAAAGGCCUAGUAGACGGUAGAUGGAUUUUAGCAUUCAGGGACGAUGAAUCUUGCCACUCUGCUUACUCAAUGGUUGCAGGUGAGAUCGAUCAACAAUGCAGCGAGAAAACGACAGCUUUAAAGAAAGCUUACGCAGAGAUGAUUCUAAACACAGCGAAAGAAUCAGCGGCUAGGGUUAUCGUUUCCGAGAGAAAAUCAGCUCAGUUUCAUCACGAUCUUCACGGAACUAAAGACGAAGCUCUUCGUUUACUUGUCCGAUUAAAACAGAUGAUUGAUGCUAAGACGAUUGAAGCAGAGAUUACAUCAUCAAACCAGCAACAACAGAUUGAUGUGCUUGAAGCUCAGCUUCAAGAAGCUGAAGAUAUUAUUACUGAUUUAAGGUCAGAGUUGAGAUGGGUUAGAGAUAAAUUGGAGAAAGCUAGGAAGGAUCAAGACACCAUUUCUGCUCCAGAGGUUGUUGUUGGAAAUGUGUAUCAGAGCUCAUUAAAUGAUGAUGAAUGUUGUGGCAAUGAAACCAUUUCUGCUACAGAGGUUGUUGCAAGUGACUCUCUUUUGAUACAGAGCUCAUUCUAUGAUGAUGAAUGUGGAAAUGACAGAAUGCUGUUUGAUGGGUUGUGUGUUGAAACUUCAAAGGUUUGUGAGUCUGAAUUGGAUGCAAAUAUCGGAAACAAGAAGCUUGAGCUGUCGAGGAAUGGGUGUACACAGAGGAUUCAUGCUUUGGGGAGUAAAGCAUCUGUUUCUGCAAGUGAAGAGGAACGGCGCAUAACUGAAAAGGAAAGUGAAGAAAACUUGAGCUCAGGAAACACAAGAUGUCUUGUUCUUGCUCUUAGAGCCAAGAAUGCAGAGGUGAUACCGUUAAAGCCGUCAAAUUCACUAGGUAUCAAGAAGUCCCGCAAGUUACAAGGAAGGAGAAAGACAAGGUGGAGUAAACGAAUAGCUUCACUAGUUAGGUCCCAAAGUACCAAGACAUCCUUGGAAAAUGCAGAUGGCGAAGACUCAAUGGAGACACAUCUGUCGGUAGAGAAUGAGGAGGUUGAUGCACUUAAUGCAUGUAAAGGAUUGGAAGAACAUUUGCAGCAUAAUGCUGAUGGUAUCGGUAUCAUCCGUGAAGAGAAAAGAAGCAAGUAUGUGGAACAUUUGGAUGGUUUAAAUCAUACUGAUCAUGUGGUGGAGGAUGGUGAAAAUAAGGCAGAUACACCUAAAAAUGAGACUAAGAUAAAGCCGCAUCCUUGUUUGGAUCCUGUGUUAACUUCAAUUGUGGAUCCAACGUCAGGAUCCAAACAUGCUACUGUCAUCAGUGUGAAUGCAACAAAUCGAUCAACAGAUAAAGACUUGAAAUCAAGAAAAGAAGACGUGUUGGUAAAAUGUGAAGGUGAAGAAGAUAGUGUGGUUCCAACUACCAAAAUGAGCUCUGAUCAGUUGGUCAAUCCAUGUUCUGAUUUGAAAGCUACUGCAGUGGUAUCAGAUCAAAUCAGUGAGUCUCCGAGAACUGACGGAAAUCGCCUUGUGAAGUAUACAUUCCAAAGGAAACGCAAAAGGGAUCGUUAAACCAAAAUGGAUGGUGCAAGGGAACUAAAGUUUUAAAGCUUAGGAUUAUGUAUUUAUCCAUCUUGACACCUUAUUGUGAUAAAAACCAAUGUUGUUU
Molecule: messenger RNA, 4163 nt
Organism: Arabidopsis arenosa
Lineage: Eukaryota; Viridiplantae; Streptophyta; Magnoliopsida; Brassicales; Brassicaceae
Source: the annotation of a GenBank genome assembly